AUUGUGCGCAUGAGGGAGACAGUGAGGAUAUCCAGGCAGGAGGAGGAAAGGGACAUAAAGAGAGGAAGGAAAAGGGGGGCAGGAGGUAAAAGACAAGAGAAGGGGACCCAGAUUAAGAAGGAAGAUGGCUGAGCCGGAGUUGAAAUCACGGAGCAGCCGGGAGAGCGUUGCCAAGGCAGCAAGCCAGGAGAAGAUUGGAGCAGUUGAAGCGGACCCAAACCAAGAUGGUCUGAUUAUAGAGCAGCCUGCGUCUCCAUCUACCCACAUGGUCCCUGCUCCCACCGCCACAUUCCCUGCCACCGACUCGCCCGCCAAAGGGGAGAAGAUUGUGCUCAAACGCAGCAUCACCCUCUUCAAUGGUGUGGGAAUGAUCAUCGGCACCAUCAUUGGCUCUGGCAUUUUCGUCACUCCAACAGGCGUGGUCAAAGAGACUGGUUCAGCUGGGCUCUCCCUGAUUGUCUGGUCUGCCUGUGGCGUGAUCUCUACCAUGGGCGCCCUAUGCUACGCUGAGCUUGGCACAACCAUCACCAAGUCGGGCGGGGACUACACUUACAUCCUGGAGGUGUACGGCGAGCUGGUGGCUUUUCUAAAGCUGUGGGUGGAGAUGCUCAUCAUCCGGCCGUCAUCACAGUACGUGGUGUCGCUGGUGUUCGCCACCUACCUUCUGAAACCUCUGUACCCAAACUGCCCCGUGCCUGACAGUGCAGCCAAACUCAUUGCCUGCUUGUGUCUAACCUCCCUGACGUUUGUGAACUGCAUCAGUGUGAGAGCGGCCACCAAGGUGCAGGACUUGUUCACAGCCUCCAAAUUACUAGCCCUGAUCAUCAUCAUCAUCUUUGGCUUCAUCCAGAUUGGCACAGGAGAUGUGCCGUACCUGACACCGGAAAAAGCAUUUGAAGGCAGCAAACUGGGAGUGGACAAUAUUGUCUUGGCUCUGUACAGUGGACUCUUUGCUUUUGGAGGCUGGAAUUACCUGAAUUACGUGACCGAGGAGAUGAUCAAUCCAGAGAGGAACCUGCCCUUGUCCAUCAUCAUAUCCAUGCCUAUAGUGACGGUGGUGUACGUUUUGACCAACCUGGCCUACUUCACCACCAUCUCUCCUGAAGAAAUGGUCGAGUCUGAGGCGGUUGCUGUGAGUUUUGGGGAGUACCAUCUAGGUGUGAUGUCCUGGUUGAUUCCUGUCUUUGUGGGACUGUCCUGCUUUGGAGCCGUCAAUGGAUCCCUGUUCACGUCAGCAAGGUUGUUUUAUGCCGGAGCUCGAGAGGGUCAACUCCCUGCUGCUCUGGGUUUGGUCCACACAGACCUCUUCACACCAGUGCCGUCCCUCAUCUUCACAUGUUUGCUGUCCAUGAUGUACACCAUCUCGAAGGAUAUCUUCUCUGUUAUCAAUCUCUUUAGCUUCUUCACCUGGCUGUGUGUUGGUAUGGCCAUUGCCGGCAUGCUCUGGCUGCGCUAUACCAAGCCCGACCUCAGAAGGCCCAUUAAGGUGUAUCUGUUCAUCCCUGUGACUUUCGUUUUGGGCUGUGUCUUCAUGAUCGUUGUGUCCUUCUGGGCAGCCCCGUUUGAGUGUCUGGUAGGCAGCAGCAUUAUUCUCACAGGCAUCCCGGCGUACCUACUGGGCUACAAGUGGAAGAAACCUCACGUGGUGAAGAAGGUGCUGGAAAUCUUCACCAUGUUCUGUCAAAAGAUCUUCAUGUCUGUUCCUGAGGAGAGGGAGCUGCAUGAGGUGGCCGAAUAACGCUGGACAGACGAGAUGAACAAGAUGAUGGACCGUGUCAAUAUUUGUGUCUGAACAUUUUUGACAUGUCGACAUUCAUUCACUUCACUAAAGCAAUUUCUUUUAAAACUUUAACUAACCAGGCAUGUAACUGUGAAGCAAAUUGAUAUUGAUAAGUGCGGCUUGGCAAUCUCGGUAAAGUAUGAAGGCAUAUCUUUGACAAUUACAUCUCCUUUAAUCCUAGAACAUGCUUACAUUUAGCCUGUUAGUGAGUUAAAGGAGAGGCAUGCCCUGAUUUUAAAUUGUGAGUAAGUAUGUGCUGCCAACACAGUGUUAGAAGCUGCAUUCAGAUACUCUAGCGGCCUAACAUACAAGUUUAUUGUUCAGCUAAAGUGUACAGAUAAGUAGCUUAGCGAGACAAGGCAUUUGAUAACUACAAACGACACAUAGUUUAAUAUAGUUUACAGUUUUAUAGAAUAUGAACGCUACUAACCUGUGAGUUAAAACUGAGGACUUUCUGCAACAGUUAAUGAUGUACGGACUAAUUUCAAUUAAAACGACCUCACAUAAGAUACAAAGACAGCGCACGGUGUAUAAAUAAGGCCAGGGUCGGAGGAGGCAAGGGUUAACUAGCAUAACACUGAUUACAUUAUAUUCAUAUGCUACUAAUAUUUGUGUUAAUUACAACUGAUUUUGAUAUUUGUACAUUUUUUAGUAUUCAUUUGUAAAAUGAAUCCACAGCACUACGUGAAAGCACAAGCUAAAGUGAGACAAAAGAGUGUAUGUAAUAUUUACUGAAGAUGCGUUGCUGUGAAGCAGGUCUGUUUCUUGUAUCAUUUUACUCUCACAUCACACCAUGUCAGUGUCAUGCAGUGCUCCAUAUGUGAUGGUAUUUGAUGAAAUGACAGUGAAUACCAGCAGCUGUUUGUAAGGCGUUCUUAUAAGAAACUGAAGACCUGCAUAGACGUCCUUCUGGUUGUAUUUAGAAAACUCAAUUGUCGUGUUAGUGUUUUGUGUUGUUUGUAUAUAUUAUCUGUGCCAGCAAUUGUAGUACUGACAAUCUGUUUUUUUUUGUUUUUUUUAUUGUCACUAUAAGUCCGGAAUGAAUGUUCCUAAUUUAGUGACAUCAGCUUUGCUUUUAUAUUUUACCGAUAAAAUCUUACUUUUAAACGGAAUAUCUGAGGUUUUCCUAAAUUGUAAAAACAUUGUCAAUUUACUCAAAAUCCCAGAGGAAAACCGUCUCAGAGGGAAAUGAAGGAGGGUGGAGGUUUGUUGGGAAAGUUUUCUAGAAUUUGCACAGAAUAGAGACAGUCCUCUGAAGAAUCAGACAAUCACAGUUUUGCAGGACACUGUCAAAUCAAAUACAUGAGCUGAAAUUGGGUAAUAAUCCAUAUUGGUUUGAGACAUCAAAGAGAAAAUUGAAAUAUUUUCAACAUGAAUUAAGCCAAAGCUUUCAGAAUUUUGAACAACAGCUGAAUGAGGGAAAGGCUGAAAGUCAUAACAUCAAUGUUGCAGCGAGAGAUGAAAUGUGGCAUUUCUACAACCGUCAUUAUAUAUUCUUAAGGAAGUUGGACCGAGUUCUCACAACAAACUAGACAACAAUCAGCGUUUAGCAGUGGAAAUAAAUCUACCUGUAAACAUAGUGGGUUGUAUUUACCAUCCAAUGACAAUGACACCCAUAAAGGCCUCUAAUGUUAACACCAGAUUGAAAGAAAAGCUGAUACGAAAGUUUCAUACAAAUUUUGGAACAUACUGCACCUUUUCCACUCCACGAUUUAUUAAAUGUCAUAUACUGAACCAUGUAAAAACCUCACAAAAAUGCAACUUUUACUGAUACAAUAAGCAGUUAUUUGCCUUAUCGGGUUAUUUGCGUAUAUUAUCACAUCACCACUGGUGGACAGUAAAUUAGUACAUUUGCUCUAGUAAAUAUUGAAGUACUUUACUUAUUUAUUCAACAGCCAGAUAGAUAGUAGCACAACAAUUAACAGCACAAUAGUGAAAGAACUAAUCUAAAAAUACACAUUUUAUCAUUCAUUGACUACCCAUCGUAUAUUUCAUGGUAUGCAUAACAUACUGUAUCUCUGUGAACAAAGUGCUACUGUGUGUAUGAAUCAAUAAGACCUAUUUGCCCAAUAAAAGUGUUCUGGACAAAAAAAUAUAA
Messenger RNA from Anarrhichthys ocellatus (wolf-eel), 3878 nucleotides. Its product is annotated as large neutral amino acids transporter small subunit 1-like. The record is from RefSeq and is a predicted model, not a curated record. Gene Ontology annotation, cellular component: membrane. The transcript has 11 exons. Lineage: Eukaryota; Metazoa; Chordata; Actinopteri; Perciformes; Anarhichadidae. Gene Ontology annotation, biological process: amino acid transmembrane transport; neutral amino acid transport. The coding region runs from base 125 to 1738 and encodes 537 amino acids. Gene Ontology annotation, molecular function: neutral L-amino acid transmembrane transporter activity; L-amino acid transmembrane transporter activity.